AUGCCACCCAAGAAGAGGACUAGGAUUACGAAGUCAACGGAGUCGAUCCCAUCUCUCGCUACGAUGCACCGAUUCUGGGAGAUCGAAGAACUCAUAUCGCUGGUAUAUGAGGAACUGGACAUGUGCGAUAGAGACGACUCCUCGGCAGACAUGUUGUCCUUGGUGCUCACGAGAAAGAAGAACUUUGCCAGUGGGCUUGCUCACAUUUGGAGGAGGCCGGCUCUUCCACAGCUCGUCCGUCUCUGUCACCACCUGGUCGAUGCGGCUACGUCACCUAUUCUCGCCAAAGGUGGAUGGGACAGGCUCCUCUUGUACUCUCGACACAUCCGGAUCUUGAAUACCUCUCGCACCCUCGCACGUCAUAGGGGCGUGACAUAUUAUCACUUUCAUGACGUACUCAUCCAAGCCGGCCAGCGUCAUGUCGACCUGUUUCCAAUGCUGCAGCAACUGACAUUCGACGUGGACAGCGAGAUCUCAUUCGCUACACUCUCGGCGGCAUUGCGGAUCACAUUGCGCACCCUCUGCGUCCAGUUCUAUCCAGCCCCAUCUAUGGCUUCUGUCUGGGACGAGGGAUUUAUGUUACUAUGUUCCGGUCUGAAAUAUAAGUGUCCGAGGCUGGUGCGGCUCGAGGUCCCGAUACUCCCUCCUCAUGCUGACGCAGUACUUUUGCGAACACUGGUGGAGGCGACUUCGAAUGUACGGUGCUUCAGCUUAGGGUCAAGACACAGCGCGAUCAUGAUAAAACCAAUGCAGAUUCUGGAGAUAUCGACUAUGUACCCUGCACUGGAGGACCUAUCCGUGUGGUCAGUGCCUGCCUCUGGCGACAAACAACAGGAACCAUGUACGCUUCCCGUCAUGUCGUUCCCCUGUUUGCGACGCGUGGCCAUCGGGUUGUCAGAGAAGACAGCAGCGUUGGUCGCGUUGCGUGCGUGCACCUCAUCCCUCCAGGAAGUCAUAAUCAACAUCGACUGCAGCUGUCACCCACGGUUCAGAGGGACACACGGAUCUCUUGCUAGCCAACCUCCCCCUGUGCCCAACACCUUCUCCCAAGUACUAUCGGAGAUCGUCCGCGCCAUCAGUGCCCUUCCCUGCCCUGACCUCUUGUCUCUCACGAUAACCUUUUCCCACCCUGAGGUGAACUUGGUUCUUCAACCACUCGAGCCCGUCCCUUACUGUAUAUUUCACCCACUCACUCGAUUCUCCAAACUGCAAACCUUCAAACUGUCCCUGAACCUCGGCCCAACAGCGGACAAUCGCUCCCUGGAUAUCACGGAUGAGGACAUGGUCCUGCUCGCCGCUGCCUGGCCGGAGCUGCGACAUCUCGGGGUGACCUGGGUUCAGGGUAGCCAUGAAGGGUCUGGAAUCCUGAAUCCAAACCGGCUCACGUUCGGGGGUACACUGGCGCCCCUGGCCCAAGGCUGCCCCAAGCUGGAAACGAUCCACAUAUCUUUCCUCAACGCUAUGCCGCCUAUCCCGAUUCCCUACCCUCGUCCGUGCGCGAACCUGAAGGAGAUUAGGGUGGACAAAGGCCGGCUAUGGGACGUGCUGGAGAAAGGUCGAUUCUUGCUAGCUGUAUGGCCGAACGCCGAUUUUGGCUGGGAACCGGACGAGGGGGAUCUGGAAGUGUGGAAACCAUUGGGGAAGAUGUUAGAGAGACUGCGGAAUGGUGGGAGGUUGACAAGAGCUGUGAUGAGGGUCGAGUUUCCUCGGACGCUGUACAUCCAUUGA
Dacryopinax primogenitus is the source of this 1728-nucleotide messenger RNA. RefSeq lists its product as uncharacterized. The transcript is spliced from 2 exons. Bases 1 to 1728 code for a protein of 575 amino acids. Lineage: Eukaryota; Fungi; Basidiomycota; Dacrymycetes; Dacrymycetales; Dacrymycetaceae. The record is from RefSeq and is a predicted model, not a curated record.